AUGGGGGGUGACCAAGAGAAGGGUGACAAAAGGGGUGACAGAGAAGGUGAGGAAGAGGGUGACCUAAAGGGUGACAAAGAGAAGGGUGACAAAAGGGGUGAUGGGAGGGGUGACAGAGAAGGUGACAAAGAGAGUGACCUAAAGGGUGACAAAGAGAAGGGUGACAAAGGGGGUGAUGGGAGGGGUGACAGGAAGGGUGACAUAGAAGGUGACAAAGGGGAUGGGGGAGAGGGUGACAAAGAGAAGGGUGACAAAAGGGGUGACAGAGAAGGUGAGGAAGAGGGUGACCUAAAGGGUGACAAAGAGAAGGGUGACAAAGGGGGUGACGGGAAGGGUGACAAAGAGGGUGACCUAAAGGGUGACAAAGAGAAGGGUGACGAAAGGGGUGAUGGGAGGGGUGACAGAGAAGGUGACAAUGAGAAGGGUGACAAAGAGGGUGACCUAAAGGGUGACAAAGAGACGGGUGACAAAAGGGCUGAGACAGGGGGUGACACAAAGGGUGACAUAGAAGGUGACAAAGAGAAGGGUGACAAAGGGGAUGGGGGAGAGGGUGACAAAGAGAAGGGUGACAAAAGGGCUGAGACAGGGGGUGACACAAAGGGUGACAUAGAGAAGGGUGACAUAGAGGGUGACCUAAAGGGUGACAAAGGGAGUGGGAGAGAGGGUGACAAAAGGGCUGACAGGAAGGGUGACGUGGAGGGUGACAAAGGGAAGGGUGACAAAAGGGGUGACGGGAGGGGUGACGGGAAGGGUGACAUAGAAGGUGACAAAGAGGAGGGUGACAAACGGGGUGAGACAGAGGGUGACAGAAGGGGUGACACGAAGGGUGACAUGGAGGGUGACAAACAGAAGGGUGACAAAGGGGAUGGGAGAGAGGGUGACAAAGAGGAGGGUGACAAAAGGGGUGACAGGAAGGGUGACAUGGAGGGUGACCAAGAGAAGGGUGACAAAAGGGGUGUGACAGAGGGUGACAAAGGGGGUGAUGGAAGGGGUGACAGGAAAGGUGACAAAGAGGAGGGUGACAAAAUGAGUGAGACAGGAGGUGACAAGGGGGGUGACACGAAGGGUGACGUAGAGGGUGACAAAGAGAAGGGUGACAAAGAGAAGGGUGACAAAGGGGAUGGGAGAGAGGGUGACAAAAGGGGUGACAGGAAGGGUGACAAAGAGGGUGACCAAGGGAAGGGUGACAAAAGGGGCGAUAGAAGGGGUGACAGAAAGGGUGACAAAGGGGAUGGGAGAGAGGGUGACAAAGAGGACGGUGACAAAAGGGGUGACAGGAAGGGUGACAAAGAGGGUGACCAAGAGAAGG
Messenger RNA from Numida meleagris (helmeted guineafowl), 1309 nucleotides. Its product is annotated as S-antigen protein-like. The record is from RefSeq and is a predicted model, not a curated record. The transcript has a single exon. NCBI's taxonomy places the organism in Eukaryota, Metazoa, Chordata, Aves, Galliformes, Numididae. The annotation marks the transcript as partial.